CGUAAGUUUUACGGGGAAUAACCUUCUAUAGAGAGAGAGAGAGAGAAAGCCCAAUACCCCAUACCAUACCGGGCUGUUCUUUAACGCAAAAAUGCCGUCCUUCCGCACUGGCUGGGGGUUGGCCCUCACCGCCCUCCUAGCCCUUCAAACAGUAACAACCACAGUCAAUGCCGCUAGUACUACUUCCACCAAGGCUGCCGCCACGACCACUGCCGCCGCCUCUGGCUGUACCACCCGUGAGGUGCAGCGAUAUACCUCGACCGACUUUCUCUUUUUGAUCGAUGCUAGUGGUUCCAUGUGUCCCUACAUUGACCAAAUCACGGGUCGCAUGCAAAGCUUUGUGACUGCUCUUAAAAACAAAAACGUUACCGACGCACGGUUUGCCGUUGCAGCUUUUGGUGAUCAGCCUAUCCUGUUGCAACCUUUUACGUCUGAUACCGCCGCAACAACAGCCACGCUGGGCAACAUUGGUUGUAAGCGUGGUGGUCAGGAAGCCAGUUUCGAAGCGUUGCGUAUGGCGUUUGCUGGCAACGAUGGUGCAGACUUUUUGUCGGGAUGUGCAUCCGGUACAACAUGCAAACUGACCUGGCGAUCCGGCGUGACCAAAUCCGUCAUCAUGGCUACGGACGAAGACAGUGACCUUCCGACUCUGGCCAAAUACCGGAUGACGGGCCAGUCAAGCUCCAACUCGCUUUGUGCUAACGGAUACUGGUGGUACAUGUGCGGUGCUCAAUUUGAGCCCAACUUUAGUCCCAAGAGUUUCUGGACUCGGUACAGUCAGUACUACCGUACAUCGAACGCUUCAAUCACCAUGGAAGACACAUACCAGGCUGAAAUUGAUGCAACUGCCGACCUCCUUCUCGCGAACCAGGUCCAGCUGAACGUGCUGAUAAAGUCUGAUGCCAACGCCAACACUCAGGGAUCCAUGUCCAGCUACGACAGCAACAGCUUGUACUACACCGAGAACAACAAAAAGGACUUUGACCCCCUUCACACCCACACGACCAUCAUGCAAUUCGGUCACCCCGACCUGAACAUUCAAAACAAAACUACUUUCCAAAACUUUGACCAACAAGCUACCUACGCUUCCCUCGUUGCAAACGGAAUGCGCCAGACGCUUCAGGCUCAGAUUUUGGAAGGGAACGGUAUGAUGCGAUUGUACAAGCUCCAAGAUAUCAUUGACCCUAUCUUGGGGAACAAGGUUACGGACAGUUUCUUCCAGGCUACAGUAGACAUGGUUCAAUAUUGUCCUCCUGUUGUGUCGGUCAUUCCUAGUACUACUUCCAGUGUCAGCACGUCGACUUCAGUUGUCCCUGUGGCUACCACCACGACCACGAAGGUGCCUACAACUACCACUACGACAACGACCACAAAGGUGCCCACUACUACCACGACAACGACCACAGUUGCUACCACUACUACUACUACGACCAAGGUUCCUACCACGACCACUACUACGACAACGGUCCCAACGACUACUACGACAACCAAGGUUCCUACCACGACCACUACUACGACAACGGUCCCAACGACUACUACGACAACCAAGGUUCCUACCACGACCACUACUACGACAACGGUCCCAACGACUACUACGACAACCAAGGUUCCUACCACGACCACUACUACGACAACGGUCCCAACGACUACUACGACAACCAAGGUUCCUACCACGACCACUACUACGACAACGGUCCCAACGACUACUACGACAACCAAGGUUCCUACCACGACCACUACCACAACAACGGUUCCUACCACAACAACGACUACUACUACAACAACGGUUCCUACCAUGACAACCACCACUACAACAACGGUUCCCACAACAACUACAACGACGACCACAGUAGAAACCACUACAACGGUGCCCACAACAACAACUACUACUACCACUACAGUAGAGCCCACCACAACUGUUGAGACCACCACAACGACUCUGGAGACAACAACAACCACAACAACCGUUCCAGAAACGACAACCACAACCACAACAGUUGAGGAAACGACCACUACGACCACUGUGGAGGAGACUACCACUACUACUACUACCGUUGAGCCCACUACAACCGUCGAGGAAACUACCACGACUACUACUGUUGAGCCCACUACCACUGUUGAAGAGACUACCACUACUACAACAGUUGAGGAGACCACUACUACAGUUGAACCUACCACGACCGUUGAGGAGACCACUACUACCACUACAGUUGAACCCACCACAACCGUUGAAGAGACCACCACAACAACCACUGUGGAGGAGACAACUACUACUACCGUUGAGCCAACCACAACCGUAGCUGAGACCACAACUGUUGAACCUACAACGACUGUCGAAGAGACCACCACUACCACAGUUGAGCCAACAACAACCGUGGAGGAUACUACCACUACUGUCGAGGAGACCACGACGAAACGGUUGAACCUACUACAACUGUCGAGGAGACACUACCACAUCGUUGAACCUACACCACUGAGAAGAGACCACUACUACAACGUUGAGGAGACACUACACAGUGUGAACCUACUACAACCGUUGAGGAGACGCUACACGACUGUUGAACCUACGACAUCGUCGAAUAGACUACCACACUACAAACUACCACCAACUGUUGAGCCCCCCACAAACGUUGGAGAGACUACCACCACAGUAGAGCCUACUACGACCGUUGAGGAGACAACCACCACAACCGUUGAGCCAACAACAACAGUUGAAGAGACCACCACUACAACAGUCGAGGAGACCACAACCGUUGAGCCAACAACAACAGUCGAGGAGACCACCACCACAGUCGAACCCACCACAACAGUAGCUGAAACAACAAUCUCAACCGUCAUCGAUGAGACCACCAUCAUCUCCACUAUUGAACCUACUACAACAGUCGAGCCCACUACUACGGUCGCUGAAACAACAACCGUCGUUGAUGAGACCACCAUCAUCACAACCGUGGAACCUACCACAACCGUUGAGGAGACUACCACUACGACUGUUGAAGAGACUACUACCGUUGAGCCAACCACAACCGUUGAGCCCACAACUACUGUAGCUGAGACCACAACUGUUGAGCCCACUACGACUGUUGAGGAGACCACAACCGUUGAGGAGACUACUACCGUUGAGCCAACCACGACCGUAGCUGAGACUACUACCACGACUGUUGAGGAGACCACGACGGUUGAGCCAACCACAACUGUUGCUGAGACCACAACUACCACCGUAGAGGAGACCACAACUGUUGAGCCCACAACUACAGUUGCUGAGACCACCACAGUUGAGCCCACCACGACUGUUGAGGAGACUACAACUACAGUUGCUGAGACCACAACCGUUGAGCCAACCACGACCGUAGCCGAGACUACUACCACGACUGUUGAGGAGACUACCACCGUCGAGCCAACCACAACCGUGGAGCCCACAACUACCGUAGCUGAGACCACAACUGUUGAGCCCACUACGACUGUUGAGGAGACCACAACUGUUGAAGAAACCACCACCGUUGAGCCUACUACCACAGUAGCCGAGACCACCACGGUUGAGCCCACUACGACUGUUGCUGAGACCACCACUGUUGAGGAGACUACUACCGUUGAGCCCACUACCACAGUAGCUGAGACCACAACUGUUGCUGAGACUACCACGGUUGAGCCCACCACAACGGUUGAAGAGACCACCACGGUUGAGCCCACUACCACAGUAGCUGAGACUACCACAGUUGCCGAGACCACCACCGUUGAGCCCACCACAACUGUUGAAGAGACCACCACGGUUGAGCCCACUACCACAGUAGCUGAGACCACCACGGUUGCCGAGACCACCACCGUUGAGCCCACCACAACUGUUGAAGAGACUACUACUGUUGAGCCUACUACCACAGUAGCUGAGACCACCACGGUUGAGCCCUCCACAACUGUUGAGCCCACUACGACUGUUGAAGAGACUACCACAGUUGAAGAGACCACCACCGUUGCUGAGACUACAAGCGUUGAGCCCACAACAACCGUCGACGUCCCAAGCACAACAGUUCAACCCACAAGCACAAUGGACGCAACAACAACCUCAGCACUCCCGAGCCCCGCCGAAACCAACAGCCCAACUCCCUCCUCUGAACCAAGCCCAUCCACCUCCCCAACCCCAGAACCAAGCGGAACUCCAACAGGAACCUACAUUGGAGCCGGAGUAGGAGCAGUAGCAGCCCUAGGAGCAGCCGGAGCAGGUGCCUUCUUUUACAAAUCCCGAACAUUCUCGAGUGCAGUCUCGAAUGCUGCGGCCGGUGGUAACGCUUUCACGAACGCUCAAGCCAACCCUCUCUAUGCUUCGCCUCACACAAUGUACGAGAACCCGCUCUACCAGCCCAGAAUUGAUGUAGAUGCAACGGAUGGGGCGAUUUGA
Spizellomyces punctatus DAOM BR117 is the source of this 4390-nucleotide messenger RNA. RefSeq lists its product as uncharacterized. The record is from RefSeq and is a predicted model, not a curated record. Lineage: Eukaryota; Fungi; Chytridiomycota; Chytridiomycetes; Spizellomycetales; Spizellomycetaceae. The coding region runs from base 92 to 4390 and encodes 1432 amino acids. The transcript has 3 exons.